Messenger RNA from Linum trigynum, 1053 nucleotides. The record is from the annotation of a GenBank genome assembly. NCBI's taxonomy places the organism in Eukaryota, Viridiplantae, Streptophyta, Magnoliopsida, Malpighiales, Linaceae.
AUGAGCUUUAUCCACAUGCUUCAUCAGGAGGGGAGUUGGAUGGGACGGAAACUUGUGAAUGCAGGCAUGGAUGAGAAGCGUAAUGGUGUUGUUGUAAGGAAGUCAAAUAGCAUGUCACAGGGUGGUGGUGCUCAUGUGUCUGCUAGAAGUACUUCGGCAGACCAAUAUCAAGGGAAAAAAAGGGAGGAGUUGGAAGUUUUAGGUGUUAAGAACACAAACGAUGGAAACUCUGAAGCACCACACCUGCAGCCACCUCCUUUGAUGACCGAAAAGCAUGGAGAUGUGUAUAGCUUAGCAAAUACGGACGAUGUGCUAUCACCUGUCAGUGGGAAGAGCUCAAAGCAUAGCUCACCUAAGUCAGUGAGAAAGGUCUUCCAACAUGACGGCAUGCAUCUCGAUGAAGACGACAAGUGCUCUGCUACUUCCCCAACUGCUGCAUCUGUUCGGACUAUUAAAUCUAUCACUGUUGGCACAGCUCCGACUUUUAAAUCUGCUGAACGUGCCCAAAGGCGGAGGGAGUUCUACACAAAAUUGGAGGAAAAACAAAAAGCUCUAGAGGCUGAGAAAAACCAGGCUGAGGCCAGGACCAAGGAAGAGCAACAAGCAGCCAUCAAGCAGAUGAGAAAGAACAUGGUCUUUAGAGCAAACCCAGUACCCAAUUUCUACUACGAGCCGCCUCCACCAAAGGUUGAACUGAAGAAGCUGCCAUUAACACGGCCAGUAUCACCGAAGCUAAACCGGAGAAAGAGCUGUGGAGAUGCUGCAGUGAACACAUAUCAGGAGCAACAACAGGUCAACAAGCAUUGUGUCAAGCAACGCCACAGCCUCGGCAACCAUGCCCAUAAAGAAUCCACAUCUGGUGCAAGAGCCAGGACUCGUACCAGCAGCAGUGGACAGGCGGCAAAUGGUAGCAGCCACAACAACAAGGCGAAUAGUCAUUCCGGGUCAGAACAACAUCAUGUAAUUACUACUACUACCACCACCACUACCACAAAUGCUACUCAGAAUAUGGCUGGAGAGCAGCCAAGCGCCAACAUCUCUGUUGAGUCAUGA